Molecule: messenger RNA, 4310 nt
Organism: Adelges cooleyi (spruce gall adelgid)
Lineage: Eukaryota; Metazoa; Arthropoda; Insecta; Hemiptera; Adelgidae
Product: GDP-fucose transporter 1-like
Exons: 7
Coding region: 816-1781 (321 amino acids)
Biological process (GO): protein O-linked glycosylation via fucose; GDP-fucose import into Golgi lumen
Cellular component (GO): Golgi apparatus
Molecular function (GO): antiporter activity
Source: RefSeq, a predicted model, not a curated record
CUAUUACAAUAUGCUCUAAAAAAAAUGUAUGAACUAGUACAGUUUUUGUCAUCUAGCUAGUUUAGCUAAACAGUCGUUCGCAUUUCUUAAUAUUGGAGCUUUGUGAUACACUCAAUCAAUAUAUAUCAUCAGUAGGCUAUAUAGUAGGCUCACCGCUCAUUUGAAGUAUACAAGUUACAACAGUCAACACUAUCGGCAUAACAUUGAUAAUAAGAAACAUCACUGGGUCGUUUGUGGCCAACUUCAUGGCUGUCGGAAACGAUCCGAACUUCUGUUCGGUACAUAUUUUAACGCUAUUGAAUAGUCGAAAAAUUGUUAACAGUUGACACAUUACACGGUAAUAAUAAUUAUUACAUCUACAAACUUUCGUACUAUUUUAUAGCCGCUACAGGACAUAGUAAAUUUGACAAGUUCGAUUAAAAUUUAAAAGCCAAUAACGUCUCUUAACUCGUUCGCAUUGCAAGUUUUCAUAACCGUGACGAAAUGCAAUUAAAAGGUUUAUCGAAAUCCAACGACAACGCGCUGUUUUUUUACCUUAUUAUGUUUGUAUAUUUGCAUAAAUUAAACAUGCAAACGGCGUGUUAUUAUUAUUACUAUUACUCAGUAUUGUGUCGUUAUAGUGGUAUUGUAGUUUUUCCACGGGUACCUCCGACGUUCACAGCACUUAUUCACAAUAAAUACUCAAAAUGCACUUACCUGCAUAAAAUGAUAAGACGAAGUUUUGGAACUCUUUCAUCAGCAAGCGGACUCCGACCGUGUCUUGCCUCGUUGCCACUAGGAAACGACCGAACGCAACACCGGCAAUCGUGGCCACAAUGACUAUCAACCCUCUGUGCUCCAACAACUAUGCACACAUAUUUGCCGUUGUCGUAGUAUACUGGAUCGUUUCCAUUGUCGUGGUGUUCAUCAAUAAGGCUUUGUUGAGUUCCCAAGAGUUUGACAUCAACGUGCCACUAUUCAUCGCUUGGUUCCAAUGUUUGGUUUCGGCGUUAAUAUGUUUUACGUUCAGCAUACUGUCAAUUGUGUUUCCAAAAAUAAUUCGGUUUCCCAGAGGAAAUCCAUUGCAAUGGCAGACCAUUAAAAAAGUGACGCCAUUAACAAUAUUAUUUAUAUUAAUGCUUUCGACAAACAACUAUUGCCUGAAAUUUUUAGGCGUCACGUUUUAUUACGUUGGAAGAUCCCUUACAACAGUAUUUAACGUCAUACUAUCUUAUUUAAUUUUAGGUGAAAAAACGUCCAUGAGCUGCCUUGUUUGUUGUUUCGUAAUAACGAGUGGGUUUAUUUUGGGUAUUGAUCAAGAAAAUCUCGCAGGUUCGUUUUCGGCAGUCGGAACAGUAUUUGGCGUUCUAAGUUCCUUUUCGAUGGCUUGUUAUUCCAUACAAAUAAACAGAUUAUUGCCCGACUUGAACAACCAAAUUUGGUUACUUACCUACUACAACAAUGUGUAUGCCACCGUGUUGUUUUUACCGUUAUUAACGCUCGAAGCCAAGGAAAUCAGCGACUACAGUAAACUGAUGAGCCGUAACUUUGUGCUGUUGAUGAUUGUCGGUGGAGUGUGUGCUCUAUUGGUCAGCUAUGUAACAGCUCUUCAAGUGCAAGUGACAUCGCCAUUGACGCACAAUAUUUCGGGUACAGCCAAAGCGUGUUUCCAGACUGUGUUGGCUUCGUAUGUGUACCACGAAUGGAAGUCCACUCUGUGGUGGUUGUCGAACAUUAUCGUGCUCGGAGGAAGUGCCGCAUACACUGUGGUGCGCAAUCUAGAAAUGGGACAGAAUCAAUAAUUUUUGUCUUAAUGGUUUUACUGGUUGUGUAUAAAAAAACUUCCAAGCUAUCGACAUUUUUUAUUUUAACAUGGCAAUAUAUUAUAUGUAUAUAUUGUUUCUUCACUACGUGUGUUUUAAAAAUUACUUGGAAAAAAUAAUAAUCAAAUUCUGAUGAAAUGUUUUAAUGUAUUUGGAAGUUAUGUAAUUGACCAUAUACUAAAACUAUAUUAGAUUAGCCUUAAAUAUCUACAAUUUAGUAGUUAGAGGCAAUUUUUUUUUAAAGAGGCUUGCCUAAUAAAUAAAUUAUGAAACUAUGUAAAAAUAUCCAGAGCAAAAAUUGUUCUAGGAAAAAUAUGUCCCAAAUAUUUUAAACGUAAACGUAUGUGGAUCCUUUGAGCGUUAUACUCGAAGAGGACGACUUUUAGUUCGUUAACGCUGAAGAUCCAGAAAACUGGGUUUUAAAAUUAAAGAUUCUUUUAAGUACUUUUAUGUACUAUUCUUUUUAUGUACUUCUUGUUAUUAUACAACUUAAUAAAAUAAAUAUAUUGUAAUACGAUAUGUACAACAUAUCAAAUUUCUGGAUAUUAUUUUAGUGUUUUCAUAAUAUCUGGCCUAAAACAAUUCAUAGGAAUAUGACCUCUUAAAUUAUUGAAUAUAUUAUUCAGUUCUAGUUUGAACGUUGUGAACAUAUAUGCCCCCAACCCCUCCCUCACACCCAUCCUUUAAAAAAAUGUAUUUAUGUGGUUUGUGCAAUCAGCGAUUUAUUUAUGCUAUAUACCUACUUUUGUUUGAAAUAAAGAUAUGGAGAUAAUUGUAUUAAAACUUAAGUAAAUAGGUGUACAAGAUAGAGAGCAUUGAAAGCAUUUAUUCAGGAUAAUUUGGUUGGCAAGUCUAAUAAUGAAUCAUAUUUUCUUUAACAGCUGGGCCUGUGCACAAUACCAUCUUUCUUAACAUAUCUUAACUGAACCACAAAGCAUAUAAUUUCCCCUUGAGCCACAAAUAUAACAUAGUUUAAUUGCCUGUGGUCCACUAAAAGACAAAUUAAUAGUAAAGAAUAAGCGUGUAAAAUUAUGUUACUUAUCUAGUUGGAAUUUUCUUUUAUGAUAAUUUGGACAAAAAUAAAUUUUAGCAUUACAAUCAGAAUGUCGUUCUAAUAAUUCAGCAGCAUAAACGUUUGGGUCAUUUUCCCAUUAAGCAUCUUCGUGACUAUAUUUUUUCAGAAUAAGGUUCUCUCCAUUGUAUUUUUUUCCUCGCGAUUUAAGAGUAUUUUUUUAUUCUCAAAAGAUAAAUAUAAUUUUAUUACUUAAAUAUAUUUUUGAUUUUAUGCUUAUAAAAAUAAAAACUAUGAAGUAUAUUUUGUUUUAAACCCCUUCACUUUAAAUCUUCUCAAAUAACUAGGUCGUAUAAGCGGUAAAUUAAUAAUAGAAAUGAUUUUGAAAGAAAAAUUAAAAAAGUAAGCGGAACAGGUCUAAAAAACAAAUUGAUUGGCCUAAUAUGAAACCUAACAAAUAAAACAUGCAGUUUCACUUUGAAUUAUCACCCAUCACACAUUUUAUUUAAACUUUUUUUUUAUAACUGUUAUAUACCCAAAACCAACACUUUACACUGAAGAAUACGUAAUAAAGGUCGAAGAUUUCAUAAUGUCAGGAAUUUGCAAUAGGCCAUCUUUUCUGACUUUACCUAAUGUCACAAAUUGCCCGUGCAUUUAUUAUAUUAUCCUAAAUACCCCAUGAAAGUACUUGGCAUUAAUCUUUAACGAUAAUUCUAAUUUUUAUCUAUUAACUAACCAUACAUUUAUAAGUCUUAAAUUUAAUCUUUGUACAGUUAACGUUUCAAUUAAGGAAAUUCAUCCAGUACAAUUAUGGAACAUCAAUUACUUUCAAAGUACAAAGUGGUAGGCCCAGCUACAAAAAUUCGUUGAUAGGAUGCACAGGGUCAACUAAGUCGUUUAUUUUUUCAUUUUUGUAAAGUCUUAUCAUCAGGACCGAAAUAAUUAUAACUGUAUGGACCCGAGAAAACGUAGACGGGAAUUUAAAUCUAUCCAAUGGUUGCAUUAUGCAUAGCAAACGAACAAAUUGUUUGUCGCUUUAGCUUGACGGACUUAGGAAAUUUCGAAACUCACCUAUUGUCAGCAGCGCACUUUUUGGUAAAUCCAGAUAGCGCCUCUUUAGCGAUACUAUCUUUGGCAACUGGUAUGAGUAAUCCACACGCAUUAUUAAAAUUUCCUAGUAUACCAAUCAAAUUUAAACCCCUAGACAUUACCUACACCGCAAACAACUAGGUACCAUCCGACAUCCAGUGAAUAAAGCCUAGACCAAUAGGUGUGGUGCGACCAACACUUAGAAGUUCAAUCACUUUAGGAGUAAAAGCAGUUAAUAACCAUUAACUGAAAUAAAACUAAAAAAUAAAAAAAACAAAUUAGCCUUAGGUACAUGCUCAAUUCUUUGCUAAUCAACCAAACUUCUAAUGGAACAUUUUUUUUUCUAUACUUUAGUUUUUAGUUUUUUUUUAUUAACCCUGUAUGUAAUCGCUAACUUAUUAUAAUAU